Eublepharis macularius is the source of this 2739-nucleotide messenger RNA. RefSeq names its product msh homeobox 2 (gene MSX2). The record is from RefSeq and is a predicted model, not a curated record. Gene Ontology annotation, cellular component: nucleus. The coding region runs from base 117 to 878 and encodes 253 amino acids. Gene Ontology annotation, biological process: regulation of transcription by RNA polymerase II; embryonic morphogenesis. NCBI's taxonomy places the organism in Eukaryota, Metazoa, Chordata, Lepidosauria, Squamata, Eublepharidae. The transcript is spliced from 2 exons. Gene Ontology annotation, molecular function: RNA polymerase II transcription regulatory region sequence-specific DNA binding; DNA-binding transcription factor activity, RNA polymerase II-specific.
GUUGCGGGGCUGUUGGGGCUGAUGCGAGCGGAGCGGGCGCGUCCGGAGCGAGCGGCUGCUUGAACUGACCGGAGCGAAAGGCGGCGGCGGCGGCGGCGUUGGGCGGGCGCGCCGCGAUGUCUUCUCCUACCAAGGCGAAGGAGGUUUUCUCCUCGGACGAAGAGGGCCCCGCUGCUGGGGCCGAGGACCCUCGCAAAGUCAAGGUCUCCAGCCUGCCUUUCAGCGUGGAAGCGCUCAUGUCCGACAAGAAGCACCCCCGAGAGGCCUGCGGAGGCCUGGAGGGGGCCGGCCUGGGCACGUCCAGGCCCCUGCUCUUGCCCGGCCACGGCUCCAGGGAAGCUCCCAGCCCCGGCGGGCUUACAAAGACCUUCGAGACCGCGUCGGUUAAAUCCGAGAAUUCCGAGGAUGGCUCGUCGUGGAUCCCGGAGGCCGGCAGAUACUCCCCUCCCCCAAGACACCUGAGCCCCACAGCCUGUACACUGAGAAAACACAAGACCAAUCGGAAGCCCCGCACACCUUUUACCACCUCUCAGCUGCUGGCUUUAGAGCGCAAAUUCCGUCAGAAGCAAUACCUCUCAAUUGCUGAAAGAGCUGAGUUCUCCAGCUCUCUUAACCUCACAGAGACCCAAGUCAAAAUCUGGUUCCAAAACCGGAGGGCCAAGGCAAAGAGACUGCAGGAAGCUGAGCUGGAGAAGUUAAAAAUGGCUGCCAAGCCCAUGUUGCCUUCUGGCUUCAGCCUCCCUUUCCCCAUCAACUCCCCCAUCCAGGCUGCUUCACUCUAUGGAACGUCGUAUCCCUUUCAUAGACCUGUGCUUCCCAUCCCGCCCGUAGGACUCUAUGCUACUCCUGUCGGAUAUAGUAUGUACCAUUUAUCGUAAGAAGAUUGGCAAGAGUAGCGGCAAUGCAAUAGACUUCCUGGUGGAUCUUGUCCCAUCCAAGAGUGCAGUACAAAAAACCAAUACUGGUCAUUUUCCUGCAUGCUUGUAUGUGCCUUACCAAGUAUAUAGGAGUUUGAAAGUAAAAGCAGAGCCUGUAUUCUGCAGGUUGGGGAACCAGCCAGGUGUGAUAUCAACUCUCAGAAACUGAUCCUGAAAGAAAGGUGGUUUUUUUUUUCCUGAAUACUUAAAUGAAUAUAGUUUGUUUGUAUACUGCAUGGGGGGAGGGGGGAGCAAUCGUAAAUUGUGUGUUUGCAAGGCAUAUUUUUUCCCUAUGACAUUCCCAUUGGAAUAGAGACUUGGGGCUAUUAAAAGUAGGAACAGUUUGUCCUUUACAGUGAGCAGUUUGCAGACCAAUCCUAUGCAUAUUUUCUCAGAAGUAAGUUCCACUGUAUUCGAUGGCACUUACUCCCAUUUAAGUGUAUAUGUGUGAAGGAAUGCAGGCUUCACUUUGUUGUUUGACUGGGUAGAGGAAGCUUAAAGAUGUACUGGCAAAUGAGUUUUGCUUAUAAUACCUACUUUGGAAGCAAGGUUCCGAGAAACAGAGGUAAAACAGGGCAAACUGUUUUCUGUUGUUCCGCAUGAGCCUUACCUUCCACUGCAUUCCUUAAACUAAAGAAGAUGGAAUAUGGGGGGUGAAAAAUGCUGGACUAGCUGAGCCUUGGUCCGGUCCAGUAAGCCAAUGCCUAGGUUUUAGAAUAUAGUUAUUUAAAACUGCAAUUCUCAAAUAUUUGCUCUAGAGCUGAAAUAAAUGGGACAGAUCCAGUGGAAGAGGUAUAAGAAGUACCAUGGGAAGAAGUGAUGUCACUAAGGAUUUUGCUGAUCUUUAGUUCACAGAUUAUUCUUGGUUUUAGAAUAUGCCGGGAUGAGUAUGUUGUGUGCAACAGCAACAGAAGGAGGCAGCUUGUAGAAGCCUUGCCUGGAUCCUGUUCUCCCUUGCCACUUACUCAAGACCAUUUACACUUAGCUGUUUAAUGUCUCGGCAAAAAUAAGAUAGAGGUAUGAAAAAAGACAUUGCUUUUCCGAAUUGUGUGUGAGUGUGUGUCUGUGUGUGCUGAGAGACUAUCAAAACCAUGUUGCAGCGCCGUUUCAUUUUUAUUGACAUCAUAUGUGCUUUAACCAUUAUAAGCUUAUAAAGAUGAAUUAUGCUUGAACAUUUCUUGAAAGACCCGUAGACCCAGCAAACCUAUGGGAACAAGAUAGUGCCGCCCACAACAGCAAAAGGACCCCCUUCUCCUUAUUUUCAUUUUAGGAAGGAAGGGUCCCACUGUAUUAUUCUGAUUGUUUUAUUAUUAUUGCUAUGGCUAAACCUUGUGGUAAAAUGGUUAUGGAGGAUGUGGAUUGUUGAAGACUGGACUUCUCCAGGAUGUUAUCAAGGAAAGAAACCACAAGAUCCCCUCCCUCCCUGCUACAGGCUGUUUUGUGAGUUCUGCCCAGUUCCACCCCUUUACCCCCAGCCUAUUAAAAUCCCUUUGAAAGGGAUGCCUUGUACAAUUUUAUAUAUUUUAUUGAAGAUUUAUUAUUUCUUAUCUUUUAUUUAGAAUUAAAUUAAAAAAAACUUGUUUAAUUGUGUGUGGGUUUGUCAGUACUUGGAGUUCUUUUUAUUUUAAAAAAAAUCAAACACCAUUUCUGCCUUUUUGAGGGAGUUAAGAUCAAAGAAAUACUCAGAAUUAUCAUUUUUCAAGCUUCCUUUAUUUGCUCAAUUUCCAUUCUUCUUAAACUCCACUCUGAAGAAAAGCCAACCUUCAGUAAGCAGUCAAUGUAAAAAUGUUAAUCAUACAUUCCAAAUAAAAAGCCAAAUGUU